Molecule: messenger RNA, 445 nt
Organism: Canis lupus familiaris (dog)
Lineage: Eukaryota; Metazoa; Chordata; Mammalia; Carnivora; Canidae
Product: ATP synthase subunit f, mitochondrial-like
Exons: 1
Coding region: 45-311 (88 amino acids)
Biological process (GO): proton motive force-driven mitochondrial ATP synthesis
Molecular function (GO): proton-transporting ATP synthase activity, rotational mechanism
Source: RefSeq, a predicted model, not a curated record
GUAGAACUUGAUCAGGAGGCAGAGCGGACACCCAGGACUCCAAGAUGGCAUCGCCCAUACCAGUGAAGGAAAAGAAGCUCAUGGAGGUGAAACUAGGAGAGCUGCCAGGCUGGAUACUGAUGCGGGAUUUCACCCCUAAGGGCAUUGCUGGAGCAUUUCAAAGAGGUUACUACCGGUAUUACAACAAGUAUAUCAAUGUGAAGAAAGGGGGCAUUGCUGGGAUUUCUAUGGUGCUGGCUGCUUAUGUGCUUUUCACCUACUGUGGUUCUUACAAGGAGCUCAAACAUGAACGGCUACACAAGUACCACUGAAGAGGGCCCAGUGUGGAGGCACAUUUGGCAUUCCUGACCAUGACUUUUGCCUGGCAUCCUUGAAUCCUUCCAUUGCUUAAUUCACAAUUAAUAUCCAAUAAAAGUUGACUGGUUAAAAAAAAAAAAGAACUUGA